Messenger RNA from Aethina tumida (small hive beetle), 2354 nucleotides. RefSeq names its product CCAAT/enhancer-binding protein (gene slbo). Gene Ontology annotation, molecular function: DNA-binding transcription factor activity, RNA polymerase II-specific; RNA polymerase II cis-regulatory region sequence-specific DNA binding. Gene Ontology annotation, biological process: regulation of transcription by RNA polymerase II; DNA-templated transcription. NCBI's taxonomy places the organism in Eukaryota, Metazoa, Arthropoda, Insecta, Coleoptera, Nitidulidae. The coding region runs from base 528 to 1562 and encodes 344 amino acids. The transcript is spliced from 2 exons. The record is from RefSeq and is a predicted model, not a curated record.
CGGCGACUCUAGCGACAUUGCGCGCAUGAUCUCGCAUCCGUUUUUACUUGCAGGAAAAACGCGCCGAGCGAGCUCAGUAUCUAGUUGGCUUGGGCAAGCGCACGGACGUGUGGUACCCAAGUAGGCUGUGCACACUUGGAACGCUCGCCUAUCAGUACCUACUGUCGACUUCGCUCCUUCCGUUCGGUGCGAUACCCGCGAAAAGUCUUCAAUGAAAAUCCCGUCGAGCCGUGCGGAUUCCUGCUGAAUCGUCGCCGGUCACCGUUCCCCGUUCCCGUACUUGUCAGUACCGCGCGGGCACCCCGAGGAUUUGAGUGAACGAUUUUAUUUUUUUUUUUACAUUAUUUUGGUGCUACAGUGACAGAUAACAUGUAAAAGAGGAGUGACAAUUAAAUUAGAAAGUGCGAUACGCGUGUGCGUGUAUAUUUAAACUAUUAAAUUUUCGGACGCAAGUUUCGGCAAAGUGAAAGUGGCCCGUCGCAGUGAAAGUCAACCUAUUGUUAGUUUCAGACGGUUCGAACGCAACGAUGGAUUCACCCCAAAUGUACGAUAACCAACAGCACUCGCAGACCAACGGCGUGAUUAACAGCAAUGAGGCGAAAAAAACGGUCAUCAUGAACAACAACAACAACAACCUGACGACCCUAAACAACAACACGGGCAAUUCGAAGCAGACGGCCGCCCUGCUGAAGCAGCACCAGCUGCAGCAGUACCAGCAGCACGGCGAGCUGAGCGACCUCAACACACCGGAAAUAUCGCUCGAUCUGCAGGGCCUGAUCGACGACUCGCAGUUCAGCGACGGCCUCUUCACCGACAUCCUGCAGUCGCAGGGCAAGCACAUCCAGAACCUGCACUCGCGACAGGUGAUGGGCGUGCAGGGCUCGAACUACCCGAGGACGACGCUGGCGUACAUGCCGCAGCCCGUCCACAGUGGUGCUACGUACUCGGCCACCCAAAAUUCGAACAGUGACUCGAACAGUUCGGUCGGAAGUGACGUGCCGAGUAUCAAAGAGGAGCCCGUCGAUCCGGCGGAGUUCUCCAGACGGCAAUCAUGCAACGUGCUGCCCAACAGCUACAUGCCGGGUGCGGGCUACACGAACCCCGGCUCCACCUUCACCACCCUCAACCCCAGUCCGGCGAUACAUCACCAGCUGAACAUGAACGCGAUGAAGAACAAGUCGGUCAUGAUGAACAAUCACGUGGCGAGGAAGAGCAUGAAGCCCUGCGAUAAGAACAGCGAGGAGUACAGGAGGCGCAGGGAGAGGAACAACAUUGCGGUGAGGAAGAGCAGGGAAAAGGCGAAAGUCCGUACCAGGGAGACGGAGGAGAAAGUCAAGAUACUGCUGAAGGAAAACGAAAGACUGCAAAAGAAGAUCGAGCUGAUGACCGAGGAGCUGAACGUGCUGCGGAGUCUGUUUUCCAACGUGGGCGUGCUGCCCGAACACGUCCAUCGGGAGAUCAACAAGCACCUGGACACCUUUCAAAUGCAGCAGCAGCAACAGCAACAUAUGUCGGAAGACAACAGACAGAGGAUGAUGGAAAUGCACGACUACGGACCGUAGCAUCCAACGUUACCUUAACGUUAAGCCGUAGGCGUCAGGUAAUGAAAAAUCAAAACGAAUUCGAAGCUUUAAUCUUGUGAAAUUUUUGACAAUAAACCACUGUUUUGUUGUUGUUAUUGUUGCCUGUCGAAUGUUUUCUUAUUUUCUCGGAGAGUUACUUUAUUAUAUACGGAUCUUAAAGAUUCAGCUUUAGUAUAUUUACUAGAUCUCCUCUACCUUAAAGAGUAAUGACGUGUUCUGAACUAUUUAAUUUAUUUGUAAGUAAACGCAAUCGGGGCGUACGACGCCCAAAUCGCGGUCAUUUUCAUUUUUUUAGUUAUGCAACUAUGUGUUUUUUUUUUUUUUUUUGCUUUUUGGGUGAACAACGAGAUUGUUGCGAUUUGGCCGUUGGGCGCCCAGAAGUUUUGUUAACGGGUAUUAAAUGAUAAAUUAUAGUUUUAUUCCGUUCGAAUUUUGUGAUCAAUAAAAGUGUAUUUAAAAUACGAAUAUAUUUUUUAACCGAUGCAAUGAUGUACCUUCUUAAUUAUUAGUAAAUUAAUUGUAUUUUUAGGUAUAUUUUUUUAUGACAAAAAAUAUAUCGUUGUUGUAUCUUUAUUAUUUUAUUGUAAUAUAUUGUUAAAUUUAAGAUUAUUCUGUAUAUGUAUGUAUAGUGUAUUUGUAAAUCUUAAUAUAUAUUUCCAAAGAAAUACAAUUUUGUAUAGAUGUCUUAUAUUGUAAUGUUGUACAUUUUAUUUUAUACUACUUAAACAUGUUCUUGUUUUUAUUAUUUAAUAAAUACCUUGGAAUUAUAAA